AUGCACCGAGGGGCUGGCGCUUCAUGGGAGGGGACACCUCUGAGCCAUCGCUGCGGACAGGUGUUCGCAAGCGCAGUCGGAGACGCCCUGUCAAAGGGGCUCGCCGGGAGCGACGAGUACCUGGUGGCAGCAGACUGCAUCUUUGGAGCAUCUCUCUCGCUCAACACUCUGGGUGAAAAGGGAGCCUCUCUGGCUUCAUUCCGACUUUCUCAAAGGCUUCUGAAAGAUACAGCCUUGGCCAAGGACUCGAAGCACGCUUCGGAUUCCAACAUGCAGACCUGCCGUGACAUCUCAUCGAGCAAGUCGAGCGAUCCUUACAUGUCGUGCGAUACUUUCCGAUCUUUUGCGGAUCUCCUGCACGACGCCCUGGAUGGAGUAAACUGUCGGUUUCACCCUCAAGAUGUCUUCGAGGGUGCGGUGGUGUACGUGAACGCCCUGCUUCUUGAGGACUUCUUCGUGAACAAACAUCCCUUCAUCCGCAAUAGAUACAUCCUUGUUACACACUGCAGUGACGCAGGAGCACCGGGAGCGUUCGACGUGUACCUCGACGAUCCGCGCAUCAUCGCUUGGUUCGCACAGAACCCUGACCUCUCACAUCAUCAGAAGCUGCAUCCGCUACCGAUUGGUCUGGCAAACCGCCAGUAUCCCCAUGGAGACAUAGAGGCGGUCUCGCGCGUCCGCAGACAAUAUGCUGAUGGUCAGAAAACCGUCCUCAAGGGGAAAUCAUUCGUGACGCUGGCUUCCAACUUGCCUUACGAGGAGUAUCUGCGGGAUCUAGCAAGGCACAGAUUCGUUUUAUGCCCUGCAGGCAACGGCCUAGACACGCACAGGACAUGGGAAUCGUUGCUAAUGGGCUCUGUGCCGAUCGUGGCAAGCUCUCCGAUGGAUUCGCUUUUCCGUUUUCUCCCGGAGGCCCGUGAUCGACCCGAGGGCUUCUUCGACUUCGCCCCACUCUUUGCAGACUACUGGUCAGCCGCUUUCAGAAAUGGAGCCCCAGAACACGCGAUGGGAUUGAGCCCACAGAGCUAA
Molecule: messenger RNA, 1029 nt
Organism: Guillardia theta CCMP2712
Lineage: Eukaryota; Cryptophyceae; Pyrenomonadales; Geminigeraceae
Exons: 14
Coding region: 1-1029 (342 amino acids)
Biological process (GO): protein O-linked glycosylation via mannose
Cellular component (GO): Golgi apparatus
Molecular function (GO): ribitol beta-1,4-xylosyltransferase activity
Source: RefSeq, a predicted model, not a curated record